This is a messenger RNA of Thunnus maccoyii (southern bluefin tuna), 6034 nucleotides long. It is a transcript of the gene ubr2, whose product is annotated as ubiquitin protein ligase E3 component n-recognin 2. Gene Ontology annotation, cellular component: cytoplasm; ubiquitin ligase complex. Gene Ontology annotation, molecular function: ubiquitin protein ligase activity; zinc ion binding. The transcript has 46 exons. Gene Ontology annotation, biological process: ubiquitin-dependent protein catabolic process via the N-end rule pathway. Lineage: Eukaryota; Metazoa; Chordata; Actinopteri; Scombriformes; Scombridae. The coding region runs from base 50 to 5332 and encodes 1760 amino acids. The record is from RefSeq and is a predicted model, not a curated record.
GGUUCCGGGUUCUUCUUGUUCCCUUAGCCACAGCGCAGAGGGAGGAAAGAUGGCGGCGGCCGAGUCCGACAGAGAUCCACCGUCCGCUUUAUGUUCCGAAUUCCUGAAUUUCUCCGCCAAAGACACCGCGUCGCAAUGGAUGGCAGCAGCAGAUCUUCAGCAGGAGGUGCACCGUCACCUGGCCCUGUAUGUACCCAGAAUCCUUUGCUUGGGGCCGAGCGGGUGCAGCAGCAGAGAGGAGCAGAGGGAGGAGCAGAGGGAGGAGCUGGCCUGUCAGCUGCUCCUCCUGGCUCCUCUGGAGUGGCUCCUGCUGGGGGAGGAGCCGGCCGCCGGCCUGGCGCUCCUGCAGGAGAACAACCAGCCGUCACCGCUGUGUGGACACGUGUUCAAGGUGGGAGAGCCCACCUACUCCUGCAGGGAGUGUGCAGCUGAUCCCACCUGUGUUCUGUGCAUGCAGUGUUUCCUCGGCAGCGUUCAUAAAGACCAUCGAUACAGGAUGACCACGUCAGGAGGUGGAGGUUUUUGUGACUGUGGAGACGCUGAGGCCUGGAAGAAGGGUCCUUACUGCCAGAAACACACCCCCACCCCCAACAACAGAGACACAGAGGAGGACCCCGUAGCCCAGCUGCCGGCUGACAUGGUCGCCCGCAGUUACAACAUCUUCUCCAUCAUCCUGAAGUACGCUGUAGACAUGCUGACCUGGGAUCAGGAGGACCAGCUACCUGCAGGACUGGAACCACCGGAGAGAGGAGACACCUACUACUGCAUGCUGUUUAAUGAUGAAGUCCACACCUAUGAACAGGUGAUCUACACUCUGCAGAAAGCCGUCAACUGCAGCCAGAAAGAAGCCGUCAGCUUCGCCACCACUGUGGACCGAGACGGAAGGAAGUCGGUUCGAUAUGGAGAUUUCCAGUUCUGUGAACAAGCCAAGUCUGUUAUAGUGAGGAACACCAGCCGUCAGUCGAAGCCUCUCAGAGUUCAGGUGAUGCACUCAUCUGUCGUUGCUCAUCAGUGUUUCGCUCUGAAAGCUCUCAGCUGGUUGGGACAGAUCAUUCAGUACUCAGACGGUCUGAGGCGGAUUCUGUGUCAGGUGGGACUUCAGGAAGGUCCAGAAGGAGAAAACUCCUCGCUGGUCGACCGGCUGAUGCUCAACGACUCCAAGAUGUGGAAAGGAGCGAGGAACAUCUACCACCAGCUGCUGAUGAACAGCCUCCUCAUGGACCUCAAGUACAAGAAGAUCUUCGCCAUCCAGUUUGCCAAGAGCUAUGAACGCUUGCAGAACGACUACGUGAAAGACGACCACGACCGUGAGUUCUCCAUCACUGACCUGUCAGUGCAAAUAUUCACCGUCCCGUCACUGGCCCGGAUGCUGAUGGUGGAGGAGAACCUGAUGACCACCAUCAUCAGGACGUUUGUGGAUCACCUCCGUCACAGAGACCUGCAGGGACGCUUCCAGUUCGACCGCUACACCGCCCAGCAGGCCUUCAAGUUCGGACGAGUCCAGAGCCUUAUUGGAGACCUUAAGUACGUCCUCAUCAGUCGUCCCUGUGAGUGGAGCGAUGAGCUCAGAGAGAAGUUCCUGGAAGGUCUGGAUUCAUUUCUGGAGCUGCUCAAGUGCAUGCAGGGCAUGGACCCGGUGGUGAGACAGGUGGGACAGCACAUAGAGAUGGAGCCUGAGUGGGAGGCAGCGUUCACUCUGCAGAUGAAACUGACCCACAUCAUCUCCAUGAUCCAGGAGUGGUGCUCAACUGAUGAGCGUGUGCUGAUCGACGCCUACAGGAGGUGUCUGAGCGCGCUCAGUCACUGUCAUAGUGGCCUUCCAGACGGUGAGCAGCCAAUCAGCUUGAGUCUGGCCGGUCACUGCGUGGAGACCUUCAGGUACCAGGUGUCUCAGGACAAAGUGUCCAUACACCUGCCGGUCUGCAGACUGCUGGCAGGUCUCCAUGUUCUCCUCAGCAGGACAGAAGUCGCGUCUCGUUUCCCUGAACAGCUGCCACUGGGUGAACUCAGUCCCCCCCUCCUGAUCGAACUACCUCUGCGCUGCCUGGUGCUCUGUGCCCAGGUGCAUGCUGGGAUGUGGAGGAGGAACGGCUUCUCUCUGAUCAAUCAGAUCUAUUAUUACCACAACGUCAAGUGCAGAGUGGAGAUGUUCGACAAAGACAUCAUCAUGCUGCAGGCCGGAGCGUCCAUGAUGGAUCCAAACCACUUCCUGAUGAUCGUUCUCAGUCGAUUUGAACUUUUCCACAUUUUCAGCUCCGCAGACUGCAGGAAAAGAUACAGAGAGGCUAACAAGGACGUGGUCCAGCAGAACAACACUCUGAUCGAGGAGAUGCUUCACCUCAUCAUCAUGGUCGUCGGUGAGCGGUACGUGGCUGGCGUCGGCCAGGUGGAGCCCUUCGAUGAGGUCAGAAGAGAAAUCAUCCACCAGCUGUCAAUCAGACCAAUGGCUCACAGCGAGCUGGUGAAGGCUCUGCCCGAGAACGGUAAUAAGGAGACGGGUCUGGAGCGAGUCAUCGACAGCGUUGCUUCAUUCAAGAAGCCGGGUGUGACAGGUCGAGGUCUGUAUGAAUUGCGUCCGGAGUGGAACAAACACUUCAACCUGUACUUCCAUCACUACAGCAGAGCCGACCAGUCCAAGGCGGAGGAGGCUCAGAGGAAGCUGAGAAGACAGAACGGAGAGGACACAGCCCUGCCGCCCCCAGUGCCCCCCCCUCUCUGUCCUCUGUUCGGCAGCCUGGUGAACCUGCUGCAGUGUGACGUGCUGCUGGCUGUGGAGGGAGCCGUGCUGCAGUGGGCUGUGGAGCCCAGCGGCGGAGGCUGGACAGAGUCCAUGCUGCAGAGGGUGCUCCACCUGGUGGGCAUGGCUCUGCUGGAGGAGCAGCAGCAGCUGGAGAACAGCAGCGGAUACGAUGACGUCACUUUCAACUACACCUGCAAGAUCACACGUCCAGGUGAAGCUCCCAGUACUUCAGGAAGUGUUCUGGCUCUGCUGGAGAGUCUGCAGAAUGCUCCUCACCUGGAGGUCCACAAAGACAUGAUCACCUGGAUCCUCAAGAUGGUGGCAAACAUCAAAACAAUAAGAGAACGUUCAUCUUCCACCUCCAGCGUCACCAUCAGCCAGGGACAAGGACUGGAGGAGACGGUGCGGGACAAAGACAAGGCGGAGAGGAAGAGGAAGGCGGAGAUGGCUCGACUCAGGAGGGAGAAGAUCAUGGCUCAGAUGUCUGAGAUGCAGAAACAUUUCAUCAACGAGAACAAAGAACUUUUCCAACAGAGUCUGGAGGAGCUGGAGGCGUCGACAUCUGCUGCUGCAGAGCACAGUCCUCCCAGCUUGGAGGUGUCCAGUGUCUCACAGGUGUGUGUUGGUCCCAGGAGGUUGGGCGGAGCCGAGCGCCGUCAGCUGGUGACCUGCAUCCUGUGCCAGGAGGAGCAGGAGGUCAAAGGUCACGGCAGGGCUAUGGUGUUGGCAGCGUUUGUCCAGAGAUCAACCGUUUUGUCCAAAAACCGCCGCCGCGCCCUGCCCAACGCAGAGUGUCAUGACCCUCUGUUCAUGCACCCCGACCUGUCACUGGGUAUCCACACCGCCAGCUGUGGACACAUCAUGCACGCCACCUGCUGGCAGAGGUACUUUGAGGCUGUACAGCUGAAGGAGCAGAGACGUCAGCAGCGUCUGCGAGGUCACACCAGCUACGACGUGGAGAACGGAGAGUUCCUGUGUCCGCUCUGCGAGUGUCUGAGCAACACUGUCAUCCCUCUGCUGCCACACACACAUUCACCUGAUCACAGUGUCGAUCACCCCGGUCUGGAGCUGUGGCUGAAGACGACCAAUCAGCAGAUAGCAGCACUACACUCCGCCCACAGGAAACAGUCUGAUGAUGCAGCAGAGGGGGCGGAGCCUCCUGUUCCUGUUCCAGAAGGAUUCAGAAUCGACUUCACUCCACUGAACCCGUUCUCCAGCAGCGUCAGCGAGAUGAUCACCACCUUCAGCAUGUCGACCUACAAGGUGGGACUGAAGGUGAACCCCAACGAGCAGGACCAGAGAGUCCCAGUGCUGAGCUGGUCCACCUGCGCCUACACCAUCCAGGCUAUAGAGCGCCUCCUGAUGGACGAGGAGAAGCCGUUAUUUGGAAGUUUACCUUGCAGACAGGACGACUGUCUGAGCUCUCUCACCAGGUUCAGUUCAGCCUGUUGGACAGCAGCUCCACUGAAAACAGUUCACACGCAGUUCAUCAGACUGCUCGCAGCUCUGGUUCCAGACCCUCAGGUAGAAAACACUCCAUGUAUCCUGGACAUCGACAUGUUCCACUUGCUGGUUUACAGCGUGUUGUCCUACAGCUCAGUUCACUGUCUGGACCAAUCAAGACAGAGUGUGGUUGACUCAGCCCACCUCCACCUCCUUCACCUGGUCACUGUGGCUCACCUGGUUCAGAUCCUGCUCACCUCCACAACAGAGGAGGUGUUUAUGGAUCAGGACAGUGGAGGAUCAGAGGAGGAGGAAUUCACCUGUCAGCUGUACGACACGCUGAGGAAACACCUGGGCAGUGCGUUACCUGAGGUGAACUCUGGGUGGCAGCUGUGGCGUUGUGUGAAAGUCGGCAUCCUGCCGUUCCUCAGAGCCGCCGCUCUCUUCUUCCACUACUUGAACUCUACAGCGCCGCCUGCUGACCUGCUGGUUGCAGGUCCUGGUCAGUGGGAGGCGCUGUGCAGCUACCUCGGCCUGCCCUCCAACCUGCUGCAGCUCUACCAGAGCCAACACACACUGCUGGAGCCACUCAUAUACAGGUGGUGUAGUCAUCCAGGUGUCAGACAGACUCUGCAGGGGGCCGGAGUCAUCGUCAGGUUCCCCAGAGAGUCGAAUCGACUGAUCGACCUGCCCGAAGAUUACAGCGUCCUGAUCAACCAGGCGUCCAGCUUCACGUGUCCCCGGUCAGGAGGUGAUAAGUCUCGUGCUCCCACUCUGUGUCUGGUCUGCGGCUCCAUGUUGUGUUCUCAGAGUUACUGCUGCCAGACGGAGGUGGACGGAGAGGACGUAGGAGCCUGCACCGCCCACACCUUCACCUGCGGAGCCGGCCUCGGCCUCUUCCUCAGGGUCAGAGAGAGUCAGGUGUUGUUCGUCGCAGGUAAAACGAAGGGCUGUUUCUAUCCUCCUCCGUACCUGGAUGACUACGGAGAGACGGAUCAGGGCCUCAAACGGGGGAACCCCCUCCACCUGUGCGCGGACCGUUACAGGAAGAUCGAGCGUCUAUGGCGUCAGCACGGCAUCGCUGAGGUCAUCGGUCACGCUCAGGAGGCCAAUCAGACGCUGGUCGCCAUCGACUGGCAGCACCUGUGAUAUUCAUCUCGGCUCUGCCCCCCCCUCACUCAGAAAACAGGCGAAUGUUUGGUUCUCAGCGUUUGCCCCGCCCUUUCUUAAUAAAAAACCCUUCCUCUCAACCAAUCAGCUUCCUGCAGCCCAGCGCUGAGCUCAGAUCAGCUUUCAGGGAUUUUUUCAGGAAUUUGGCUUUUUGGUUUCUGUCUCCGGGAGGCUUCUGACCUUUGACCUUCUCCAUGUGUCACUCCACCAAUCAGGGAGAGGCAGUAAAACUGAUCGUCUCACAGACAGGAAACGCUGAUGUGAGAUUUAGAAACUUUUUUUAAAUUUAAGAGUUUUCUGUUUACUGAGGCGUUCUGACUUUGUGGGAAUCUUUCUGCUGUAACUGCAAAAUGAACCAAAGUGAAGCCCCGCCCACCUGCUGCUGUCACUCACAGGUGAUUGACAGGUUAUUGAAAGCAGUUUAAGAUCAGGUUUGACCUGUUAAACACGACACACUCGUUAUCUUUCACAUUUAAACUUCAUUUUCAGAUCGAGGUUGCUCUCUCUCUGCGUGACGGUGAACCAGUGGAAACUGGUGUGUCGUUGUGUUUCCAUACAGGUGUGAAGUGGGAGGAGCCUGCGGCGUCAGUCAGUGUUGAUGACAUGAAACUCUUUUCACAACAUGAACAGUCGUGGUAGAAAAUAUCUAGUUCUUUAAUUAAAAAAAAAAAAAAAAAAAAA